AUGAUCCAACACAUUUUCUCCAACAAAAGCGAAGGCUACGAGUUUGUCAAGGCUCAAGAUGAGUUUGCCAACGAAGGCACAAGUCGGGCAUUGAGGUCUCCCUAUUGCGAGCUUCUAGGCUGGGACGUCGAAAUGUACUGCAGCACCUUGGUCAAUCGAAUUAACAAGCCUUUGUCGGGCGUGGUCGAUGUCAAGGGCAACGGAGAAAUUUCCAAUAUCAACGCCGCUGGCAUUUAUCUUGGCUGCGAUUUGCAGAGUGGAAUUACCCGCCAUGUCGAUCUAGAAGGCCGCAUCUUUGUGACGGGCCGAAAUCAGACGGGCAACACAAUGACUGUGGACGUCCUUUGGGGCAUUCUCAACUUUAUCUGGGAUGCCAUGACGCUCUAUGCAAGUCGGGCGGAUGGCACUGGCGAUACGGAAACCUUGUUGAAGUGGUGUAAAGACUACCAUCAAGGAAUCUGGCAGCCCCGAGGAGCUAAUGAUUCCAACGUUGACGUCUAUUGUGUCAUUGCCGAGAAUUGCCGGGCUGAAGAGUCUACCAUUGAUCAUACGAUCUCUCAUGGCGGCGGCUAG
This is a messenger RNA of Seminavis robusta, 573 nucleotides long. Lineage: Eukaryota; Bacillariophyta; Bacillariophyceae; Naviculales; Naviculaceae. The record is from the annotation of a GenBank genome assembly.